This is a messenger RNA of Oryzias latipes (Japanese medaka), 2755 nucleotides long. It is a transcript of the gene tlx1, whose product is annotated as T cell leukemia homeobox 1. Gene Ontology annotation, cellular component: nucleus. Gene Ontology annotation, molecular function: RNA polymerase II cis-regulatory region sequence-specific DNA binding; DNA-binding transcription factor activity, RNA polymerase II-specific. NCBI's taxonomy places the organism in Eukaryota, Metazoa, Chordata, Actinopteri, Beloniformes, Adrianichthyidae. The record is from RefSeq and is a predicted model, not a curated record. Gene Ontology annotation, biological process: animal organ development; regulation of transcription by RNA polymerase II.
GGUGUGCGGGCCCACUUUCACUCCCUUGCACACGCACGCUUGUGCGCUCUCCACAUAACGAGCGCUGAACGAGCAGAACGAGGCCAGACCGGAGAGUCGAGAAGGAGCAUCCUCUAGCUCUCCGGCGAGACCGGGGGCUCGCCUCGCGGACAGACCAUGGAUCACCUCGGGAUGCUGGGGGCGCAUCUGCAGCAGCACGCGCACGUGGAGCCCAUUAGCUUUGGCAUCGAUCAGAUCCUCAGCACCGUGGAGCAGAGCUGCAUGCUGGGCGCCAGGAUCCAUGAACCGGACUACGGACACCCUCCGUACAACACUGGCGGCGGCGGCGGAGGGAACUAUGCGUGCGCAAACAGCGGAUACAACGGAAGCAGCGGCUCGUGCGGGGUCCCCUCCUUUGGAGGAGGCUAUCACAUGAACAUAAACGUUAACGGAACUAACAUGAACUCCUCCGGGGUCAUUCGCGUCCCCGCGCACCGGCCUCUGAGCGGCGGGAAUUCCGGCGCGCCGCCAAUGAACAACCUGAACGCGCUCACGUUCCCGUGGAUGGAGAGCAACCGGCGAUACACCAAGGACAGAUUCACUGUGUCCCUCUCACCCCUCACUGUAACACGCCGUAUAGGUCACCCCUACCAAAACCGAACUCCUCCUAAGAGAAAGAAGCCCCGGACGUCGUUCAGUCGGCUGCAGAUCUGCGAGCUGGAGAAGCGCUUCCACCGGCAGAAGUACCUGGCGUCCGCAGAGCGCGCGGCGCUGGCCAAGGCCCUGAAGAUGACCGACGCGCAGGUCAAGACCUGGUUCCAGAACAGGCGCACCAAGUGGAGGCGGCAGACCGCAGAGGAGCGAGAGGCAGAGCGGCAGCAGGCCAACAGGAUUCUGAUGCAGCUGCAGCAGGAGGCCUUCCAAAAAACCAUCAACCAGCCGGUGACUCCAGAUCCACUGUGCCUGCAAAACAGCUCUUUAUUUGCUCUGCAGAACCUCCAGCCGUGGACCGAGAGCACCACAAAAAUCAGCAGUGUGUCAGCCUGCGAGUAGAGCCCAGCAUGAGCACUGACGCUGACCGCCAUGCUGCCGCAGAGACUGUUCAGUGGCUCAGACGCUGGCAGGAAAAAAGGCUCCGGGACUCUCCAACGGUCAGAGCCGGAACAGCUGUCACUAUCAGCAUUUGCUGUCAGACUUCUGCUGAUGGGGCUUCUCAGCAUUUUUCUUAUUAAAUGGGGACCAGCAUCUAAAGAAGAUUCUCCUCCAGAUUCUGAAGGCGCCAAGACGAGCAGCUGCUGCUAUAUUGCUAUACUUUCCAGCAUUUAGUGAAGGCACAAAGACAGUUUUAAUAGUCAGAGAAGAGUCUUUCUCCUCCAACGUGUCACUGAAAUGCAGAAUAACAAAGCACUUGAUUCUUCUUCCAUCAAGAUAUGAUCAAAGUAACACACAGCAGUCUUAAGAAAAAACUCUACAUUUAACUCCAACAGAGUGUAAAUAGAAAGAAAGCAGCAUUAUUGAGUACAACUCAAGUCAAAUUAUGUUCUUAUCUUUUGUAAAACGUUUACAGCAGUUUUUCUCUGUCACCUGAACGAUAACCAGGAGCAAUAAAGCCGACGUUUGGACCACGCAGUGGCAGAUUUCCACUGUCAGCUGCCCCAUUGUGCUUGUGUGUGAGAGGCAGUGCUUUGAGCUGACAAAUGUGGAAAGAAGGUCAGGUGCUGGCGAGUCGAUACCACAACAUUUAAUAAAAAGACUGACACUCAGGCUGGAGUGAUUAAUGAGAGGGCUGCAGACAAUAAACAGUUCAGACUGUCUGUGAGUGUGCAUGGACCUUUUAUUCAUGCUAGGGAUGAGAUGCUUUCUUCUCAAUUCGGUUCAAACCUUGAUUUUUUGGUCACGGUUUAGUUUGGUUUGAUAUUUGAUUUGUGUAUUAAAAAAUAACAAACGCAAAAUAGGAAAAUCCUUGUUCCAAUGCACUAAUAUGAAGAGAAACCUUCCAGUUGACUUAUAAUAAGCCUGGUGUGAUGUAAUAAAACCAAAAUUAACGAAUCAUUCUGGAGCUUCGCACAACACAAAAGUUUGACUCUGCGACAUAAACACACAAGCAACGAUUCAACUUAGCGGCAUCACCAAUGUUCGGUUUGAAACCAAGAACCCUCAGAGAUGGCAGUUUUUUGAUGGUCAUAAAGUCAACAAGCAAAGCUUACUUCUUUAAUUUUUUUACACUGAUGAGAGAAAGGUCUGAAGACAACAUAAGGUUUAACACAAGUCUCAGUGGAUGACUGAGACAUGAUCUGGAUUGUUCACACAAAGGAGCAAAUUUGACAAAAACUCAAUAACACAAAUGCAAAAUGUAGUCCAACAUCCUGGCAUCUACACCUUCUCAUUCCGACUCUGCCUAAUGUAAGAGCAGAGGAAGAAGAAGAAAUACAGAUAUUCUUCUUCAUUAUACAAUAUUUGCAUGUUUUCUUGUUUUUUUUUUUUAAAGUGCACUGUUGAAAAAGACUUAUAACUUCAGAGACAGACAUCAGUGAAAUAUUUCUUUUGGAAAAAACAAAUCAAAGGGAAAUAUUUGAAACAUUUAGACUUGGAUUGCUCUCUGUUUACUCUUGAGAUUCUGUUUUGUUGAAAAGAAACAUCAAAUAAUUUUCUUUUUCUGGUUAUUUAUCAAUACACCUUUUCACCUUUUUUAGAUCAGUAGCAAACCUUUUUUUAUUUUGUAAAUGUCCUAUUAAUCAGAAGUUAUUAUGAUCUGUUGCUUGUAAAAUAAAUAGCU